This is a messenger RNA of Chroicocephalus ridibundus (black-headed gull), 1688 nucleotides long. RefSeq names its product RNA-binding Raly-like protein. The coding region runs from base 119 to 769 and encodes 216 amino acids. Gene Ontology annotation, molecular function: RNA binding. The record is from RefSeq and is a predicted model, not a curated record. The transcript is spliced from 7 exons. NCBI's taxonomy places the organism in Eukaryota, Metazoa, Chordata, Aves, Charadriiformes, Laridae. Gene Ontology annotation, cellular component: nucleus.
UGCGCGGUGGUGCGGCCCGCGGUCCCCCCGCGCCCGGCGGUGGUGGGGCCCGGUGGCGGCGCGUUCGGGGCCGGGGCUGCGGGGGCUGCGGGGCCGGGGCCGCCGGGGCUGCGGGGGGAUGACGCUCUUCGGCAGCGGGGACGCGGGCUGGAGAUAUCUGGACAUGGCCAGGGAACCCAAGCCAAGCCGGGCCAGGCUGGGCCAGAAGCGGCAGCAUGGUAGCAGCCUGUACCACAGUAACUGUGACCUGGACUACGAUCUCUACAGGGAGGACUUCCCGUACCGAGUGUACGAGUACCAGAAAAUCCCCCCCCUCAUUAACCGCAUCCCGGUCAAGGCCAGACGAACUCAUGUGGGAGCGGGAAGCAAAAGCAGCCUGAGCCCCCAGGCCGGGGAAAGGAGCAGCACCAGCUCCACGGCGGGACGGACAAAGCUGCGAGCCGAAGAGCUGCACUCCAUCAAGGGGGAGCUGAGCCAGAUCAAGGCGCAGGUGGACAGUCUGCUGGAGAGCCUGGACCGCAUGGACCAGCGGAGAGAGCAUCUCACAGGGUCCAAGGAGAGCGAGAAGAAGAGGGCAGAGGCAGGGGCAGAGUCGCCAUCCCCAGCGGGAGAGAGCUCACGGGAGCCCCGGGGCAAGGAGGGGAUGGGAGGUGACAGGCACAGCGACCUGCGCAACAUCGACAGCGCCGAGGAGGAGGAGGAGGAGCAGAGCACAGACACAGAGGAGGCGGUGAAAAACCACAUGUCGGACCCCGAGGGAAGCCAGUAGAGGGUCGGGGAUGCCGUGGCCGGCCCUUCGCCGUCUUGUGUUCGUCUUUCUUUUCGAGGCUCCCGGCUCGUGCCACGAGGUGCCCGCUCUCGGCACGGGCAUCCCCCGCCCGCCGGCAGCCCCGCGUCCCACCCCCCACGAGAGGCCGGCCAGCCCUGGCGAGAGAAGUCUUUGUGUUCCGGUGCGCUCGUUUUCUUUUUUCCUCCUGGUUUCAGCCCUAGGGAUAAGUAGACGUGGCCCGGGGCAUGAUGGGGAGGAGCGAAAAAAAAAAAACAAAUAAAGGAUCCUAUCCCAAAGGAGCAUCCCAAAUUCCGGUUGCUUUGCGUGCCGGCAUGCCCCCCACCCAUAGGGUGCUGUGGGGCGCAGAGAAAGCACCCCGGCCCCUCAGCACAGCUCGCAUCCCAACCUCCCCAGUCCUGCAAGCCCACCCGCUGCCUCCACACUUCCGAAUCCCCCAGGAACGGGUCCAGCAAGCGUGGGUACAGCCCUCGAAGGCUUUUGGAACUGCUCAGCAUCCCACCAUGAUGCCACGGGAAGGAGAGACCACCCCGAGGGGCUUUUGUGGGAUUUUGGGAUGGUGCCGAGCCCCGCCCCAACGCCAGCAGCAGGGCAGCGCAAACCCAAUGCUCCCAGUCAUCCCUGCUCCCAAAUGGGUUUUCCUUACUGGUUUACCGUGGGCUGUUCUCGGCCAUGGAUCACGUUUGCGGCCAGCAGGACUCUGCCAGGGCUCCUGAGCCCAAGGAAGAUGCGGUGUGUCCCCCCCCCGUGCUCCCCAGCGUCACAUCUCAGUUCGGUGUCCCUCAUUUCUAGGUCGUCCUUCUCUCGCUGGUAGAAACUUGUUCUGUAUUUCUAAUUUGCUCUGGUAAAAGAGUGUAUUGUGUUGGAAAGAAAAAUAAUUUGUAUUUCUUUUCUCUGGUUA